UUCAGAGAAAAUGGUGCAACGAGUUGUGGUAUCGAAAUUACUGAAUUCCUCAAGACCACUUGUUUUUGGAAUGAUUCACGUGCCGGCUUUACCUGGGACCCCUUCUAACACUCUUCCAAUGUCUGCAAUUUUAAAAAAAGUACGAAAAGAAGCUGAUGUAUACUUCAAAAAUGGAGUUGAUGGUGUUAUAGUUGAAAAUAUGCAUGAUGUUCCUUACGUCAAACCUCCGGCGUCUCCUGAAAUAGUCAGUUCAAUGGCAUUGGCUUCAGAUCAAUUGGUUAAAUCAAGAGAUGCUCAUCAUCCGGCUGCUUUGACUGGAAUUCAAAUUCUAGCAGCAGCAAAUCGGGAAGCUCUCGCAGUUGCCUAUACAACUGGCAUGGAUUUUAUAAGAGCUGAAGGAUUUGUGUAUUCUCAUGUUGCUGAUGAAGGAUGGAUUGAUGGUUGUGCAGGAGGGCUUCUUAGAUAUAGAUCUUCUUUGAAAGCUGAAAAUAUUGCAAUUUUUACGGAUAUUAAGAAGAAACAUAGUGCACAUUCAGUCACUUCAGAUGUAUCAAUUCAUGAAAUGGCUAAAGAUGCAAAAUUCAAUUGUGCCGAUGGAGUUAUUGUUACUGGUAGUGCAACUGGAAGUGCUGCAAGUUUAGAAGAAAUGAUUCAAGUGAUGAAAGUUCAAGAAUUUCCAGUUUUGAUUGGAAGUGGAAUCAAUGGAAAAAAUGCUCGAGAAUUCGUAAAAGCACACGGUUUCAUCGUUGGAUCGGACUUCAAAAUCGGGGGAGAAUGGAAAAAUGAUCUGGAUUCUGGAAGGAUUUCAAAGUUUAUGAAACAUGUCAAUACAUUGAAAAGAUAAUUGUAAAAUGGAUUAAAAUUAAUUGUUUCUAAUGACCAAUUCAAACUAACAAAAUAAAAUCAUGCAUUAUUUUUCAUAAAUUGUUUU
This is a messenger RNA of Caenorhabditis elegans, 931 nucleotides long. RefSeq names its product BtpA/SgcQ family protein (gene F13E9.13). Lineage: Eukaryota; Metazoa; Nematoda; Chromadorea; Rhabditida; Rhabditidae. The record is from RefSeq and is marked reviewed. The transcript is spliced from 2 exons. The coding region runs from base 11 to 844 and encodes 277 amino acids. Gene Ontology annotation, cellular component: mitochondrion.